CUCCACGGACCAAACAAGCCCUACAAAGCACUAGCAGUAGGAUGGGGAGCGAAUCUAACAACAUGGAGGGAGAUCUAGAGAUCCUGGCAAAGGUCUCCCUUUGGGUAGCGGCCUCGAUGACCUACGUCCGCUUCGCCUCGUCCAAGAUCCGGCCGGGAAAGCUCCGCCUCUUAACCAUCCUUCCCGUGCUCCCCCUCCUCCUCAACCUCCCCUGGUCCUUCUCCUCCAUCCACCUCCGCGCCAUCUCCGCCUUCUUCCUUGCUUGGCUCGCCCUCUUCAAGCUCCUCCUCCUCGCCUUCGGCCUCGGCCCACUCUCCCCCUCCCUCCCCCUCUUCCCCUUCCUCUCCUCUGCCUCCCUCCCCAUCAAACUCCUCCCCAGUUCCCAAUCCAAACAGAGUUCCUCUUUAUCCGGCCAUCGCCUCCUCUUCUCCGCCGUCAAGGCUUUACUCCUCGCCGCCGUCAUCAAGAUCUACCGCUACCGUGACGAGUUCCCUCCCUGCCUCCUGUUCUCCAUCCUCGGCUUCCAUAUCUACCUCCUUCUCGACCUCGUCCUCGCCUCCGCCGCCGCCCCCGUCGCCAUCUUCGGCCUCGAGCUGGAGCCCCACUUCGAUGCCCCUUUCCGUGCCGCAUCCCUCCAGGACUUCUGGGGCCGCCGCUGGAACCUCGUGGUCUCCGCCAUCCUCCGCCCUUCCGUCUACCAUCCCGUCCGCGCACGCUGCGGCUUCGACGCCGGCGUCUUCGCCACCUUCCUCGUCUCCGGCCUCAUGCACGAAGUCAUGGUCUACUACGUCACCUUGGCCGCGCCCACCGGUGAGAUGAUGGCGUUCUUCGUCCUCCACGGCCUGUGCACAUUGGCGGAGGUGAGGGCCCGGAAGGCUGGGUUGUGGCGGCCGAAUCCGAUGGUGGCCGUGCCGAUCACCGUCGGUUUCCUCUCCGUCACGGCGAUCUGGCUCCUCCUCUCUCCUCUACUGAGGAGCGGGGAGUUCGAGCAGGUGCUGGCGGAGUCCGUAGCUGCGGUGGGAUUCCUGGAGGAUGCCGGAAUGGCGCUGAUUGGCCGGAUCGGGUUGCGACCGAAGUAGAUGAAAAAACAAUAAAUGGAGCUACAUUAGUUAGUUGGCUCAGCGCUUCACUAACCCCUUUAAAGUUGGAGACGUGACCUUUCAGCGUACGAUAAAAGCUCUAAAAAAUAAUUUACUUAUUUAAGCUCUUUUUUUUUAUUA
Molecule: messenger RNA, 1220 nt
Organism: Phoenix dactylifera (date palm)
Lineage: Eukaryota; Viridiplantae; Streptophyta; Magnoliopsida; Arecales; Arecaceae
Source: RefSeq, a predicted model, not a curated record